AUGCGUUCCAUCUUCCUCGCCCUAGCAUGUCUCGCUGUCGCAUUCGCCAGGCAAAUUCCCCUUCGAUCCUCGGCGACUUCAAUUGAGCCAUGUGCGCGAGCCAGUGCUUCCAGCGCCUCAUAUCUGGCUGCCACACCCACAGCCGCUGCCGCAGUUGUCGAUGGCCAGCUCUUUCAUGAAUGCUUGCAAUCAGUUCCAAUCCACAGAGAAGCCGCCCUGGAUCUGUUGCAAUCGUUGGAGCCCUACAUCAAACUUCAGUCGACGUUGGCGUACCUCGCGAAUUCCCCAGACGACUACCAGUAUCCCGCGAUAGACAUCCUUGCGUCGCUGCACAAUCUCACUAGAAGGGUGACGACUGGUGGGUAUGCCGGCGAGUAUGAGUUCCAGACCGACUUGUAUCGGCUCUUUCUCACUGCUCGAGACGGUCACUUCUCUUUCAUCCCGGAUCUCUUCGGCGUAGGCACAUUCAAGAUUCCAGAUGCGGCACUGGUCUCGGUCUCAUUGGACGGCAUAGAGUCGCCGCGAGUCUAUUUCAGGUCUGACAUCCUUGACGGCAUCUCUGACGGACACACGCUGGUAAGCGGUGUCGACCUGGAAAGUGAGCAUAUGCCGUCAUACGUGGUUCAAAUCAAUGGGAUUUCUGCCUCAGAUUAUCUGACCUUACGAACGGAUGAGCUUCCCUUCCACGACGUCGACGCGGCGUACAACUUUCUCUUCUCGGAGAUCUCACAGAUUGUGCAAUUCGGCGCUGCUGGAGAUGGGGCUUUUGUCAAUCCCGUGUUUUAUCCUGGCCCAGAAACAAUCAUCGAGUUUGCCAACGGCACCAGCAUCAGUGUUCGGACCGUUGCUGAGAUAGCCACCAGCUUCGACAACGUGACUGAUGGACUGUCUGCAUACAACAAGUUCUGUGUCCGAGAAGCACCAGAAUGGAUACCUCCUUGGCCAUCUUCAGUGGACGCAGAGUCAGCUUUCCCAUUCUAUCCAGAGCCAGUUGUUAAGGACUCUGGAAACCAUAUCGCUGGGUAUUUCCUCGACGGUGACGUGCCGGACAACACGACAGCUAUUUUGUCAAUCCUCAACUUCGAUGCACUGAAUGACAUUGACGCUGCUGGGUUUCAGUCCGCGGUUGCCGUAUUUCUGGAGAAAUGCAAGCUCGAAGGAAAACGUAGGCUGAUCAUUGAUGUCUUUGCCAACGGUGGCGGCAUGGUCGAGCUGGGACUGGACCUGUUCGUUCAGCUGUUUCCAAACCUGGUUCCUGCUUCGCACGCCAAUAUGCGCGCUUCCAUAGUGCUCAACGAUCUUGGGCUAGGAAUAUCCCGACUCGACGAAGUGGCGGCUGGCAAUCCAUUCGACGUCCGAUCGAUGCUGACGAUCGAUGGCUCGUCAUGGUCGAGUUGGUCGCAGAUGUACGGUCACAGUCCGAAGUCCGACACUGAUGGCCAGCAAGGCUUUGAUGUCACAGCUGAUACCAGCGCGGCCUUGACCAAUCUCUUCCAGCCGGAUCCCAGUGUCUCCGCUCCACCCGGCUUUCAGAUAACUCCCGCCAACGCUUCCGCCGAGCCGCUCUUUGACCCAGAGAAUAUUGUUUUCUUGACAGACGGCUAUUGCGCCUCUACCUGUGCCGUAUUUGCCGAAGUCUUGAAAACGCAGACUCGGGGUCGUGUCCGCUCGGUGGUCGUCGGUGGCCGUCCAAAUCCUGGCUUCAAAGGUGCCCAUGGUCACGGACAAGACCGGUUCUUCAACCAAACCCAAGAGGAAGAUGAGAGCGAAGACCAAGAUGCACCUGGGUAUAAGGAAGCCAAAUGUAAGCCACGGCCCAUGCAGGCCCUGGGCACCACGAAAGGCCGUGCCUUCUGGUCAUUCAACUCGAUCUUGGCCUCUGCACAAACCGUCGUGUCGUUAGGAGACUCGGCCGUCGCAGAACAUGAGUUAGGAGCCGCGGAUGUCGGCAGCAGCAGCAGAAGCAACAAUAUAUCGUCGCUCUCUCGAUUCACAGAUCUUCCGCUGAGACGAACGUUCCGACCAGACGCGGCUGGUGUCAACGGAAUGAAUCAUAUCCGUGUCGGCAAUGGCGUUACUCUCGACACUGGCGAGGGUGUUGACGAUUCGAAACAACACCAGGCCCUGAUACCGCUACAGUUUGUCCGGGAAGACGCUGACGUGAGGCUCUUCUUCACCCACGAAAUGCUGGUCCGUCAGGACAAAGUAUGGGAGAGGGUUGCACGCACGGUUUUCUCUCCUCCUUAG
Capronia coronata CBS 617.96 is the source of this 2247-nucleotide messenger RNA. RefSeq lists its product as uncharacterized. The transcript has 2 exons. Bases 1 to 2247 code for a protein of 748 amino acids. The record is from RefSeq and is a predicted model, not a curated record. NCBI's taxonomy places the organism in Eukaryota, Fungi, Ascomycota, Eurotiomycetes, Chaetothyriales, Herpotrichiellaceae.